AUGUCUGAUCAAAGAGCAAGACUCCAAGCUUUAGCUGCUAAAAGAAAGAAUCAAGCUCGCGACGACAACAAGGAUACUUCUGUUACCACCAAACGAACCAAGGUGGCUGAUCGUUCCACCAAAUUAGAAGCACAACCUCGCCGUGAAGACAAGUAUAACAAGAAGGAUGGAUUUAUCGUAGACGAUGAUGAAGAGGAAGAAGAAGAAGAAGAAGACGAAGACGACGAGGACGAUGAAGAAGAAGAGGAAGAAGAAGCUUCUUCGGAUGAAGAUCGCAAAAAGAAAAAUAAGAGCAAGAGCAGCCAGAGAAAAGCACCCAAGUCGGCUCCUUCCAAAAAGAUCCAACAAAAGAAGAGCCGCGACGAAGAUAAUUCAGGCGAUGAAGAUAAGAGUGACAUUUCUGAGGACGAGCUUUCGGCACUUGACACUUCGGCCAUCAUCACGGGAAGCCGAAGGACGCGUGGAAAAAAGAUUGACUAUAAACAAUUUGGCGCUGAUCCCGAGGAUGAGGAGUGA
Radiomyces spectabilis is the source of this 516-nucleotide messenger RNA. RefSeq lists its product as uncharacterized. The transcript has 4 exons. Bases 1 to 516 code for a protein of 171 amino acids. The record is from RefSeq and is a predicted model, not a curated record. Lineage: Eukaryota; Fungi; Mucoromycota; Mucoromycetes; Mucorales; Radiomycetaceae.